Molecule: messenger RNA, 1593 nt
Organism: Cyprinus carpio (common carp)
Lineage: Eukaryota; Metazoa; Chordata; Actinopteri; Cypriniformes; Cyprinidae
Gene: cryz
Product: crystallin, zeta (quinone reductase)
Cellular component (GO): cytosol
Molecular function (GO): NADPH binding; quinone reductase (NADPH) activity; mRNA 3'-UTR binding
Source: RefSeq, a predicted model, not a curated record
GUUCCGCUCACACUCCAAUCCAGUCAGCGGCGGUAAUGCACCUACAAGUUGGUUUGCCAACCGCCAAUAAACACCAAGGAAGAAGAAGACCUGCCUGGCGUGCUGUUACGCGACGCACCACCCCAAGCUUCAAGAUUAAUUGCAGAAACCAGUGAAACUUCAACCUACCUUUUCAAUCCAUUUGUUUUGAGGCUACUAUGGCCACAUCUAAAUUAAUGAGAGCCAUUAGGGUGUCUGAGUUUGGAGCCCCUUCCGUUUUAAAACUUUGCACAGACCUGCCUGUGCCAAAUCCUGGCGAGAAACAGGUUCUGAUUCGAGUCCAUGCAUGUGGCAUAAACCCAGUGGAGACAUACAUCCGCUCUGGAUCUUAUGCUCGAAAACCCAGCUUGCCCUAUACUCCAGGAUCAGAUAUUUCUGGUGUGGUUGAAGCUGUUGGGGAUGGUGUUUGCCUCCUACAGACAGGUGACAGAGUCUUCACCACAGGCACAGUGACGGGAGGAUACGCUGAGUUUACUUUGGCUUCAGAGGACACUGUUCACAAGCUUCCUGAUUACCUAGACUACAAACAGGGUGCAGCUAUUGGAGUCCCAUAUUUCACUGCAUACCGGGCUUUAGUUCAAAAAGCUCAUGCCAAAGCAGGAGAGACAGUUCUUAUCCAUGGAGCCAGUGGUGGGGUAGGCAUUGCAGCGUGUCAGAUCGCACGAGCAUUUGGCCUUAAAGUUCUGGGUACAGCAGGGACAUCUGAGGGUAUGCAGCUGGUGUUCAGCAAUGGAGCUCAUCUUGCAUUCAACCACAAAGAAAAAGACUAUUUGGAUAAAAUUAAGAAUGCUACCAGUGGACAAGGCGUGAAUGUGAUUAUUGAGAUGUUGUCCAACGUCAACCUCAGUAAUGAUCUUCAGUUGCUUGACUUUGGUGGCAGAGUUAUUAUUGUUGGCUCUAGAGGCCCUAUUGAAAUCUACCCCAGAGACACCAUGAUGAAAGAGACCAGCAUCAUUGGUGUGGCUUUAUACAAUGCAACUAAUAAGGAAACAUCCGAGUGUGCCACAGCUCUUUUCGCAGGAAUGGAGACAGGCUGGUUGAAACCUGUCAUUGGUCCUGAGUAUACACUUGAUAAAGCAGCCCAGGCUCAUGAAGACAUCAUCAACAGCCCCGGAGCCAGUGGAAAGAUGAUUUUGAUCAUCUGAAAUUAUGCAGGAAAAAAAUUAUGCAGAAAAAAAAUCCAAUCCAAUGCAACAUAACUAAACUGUCAUUGCAUUAAAGGGAGUGUCUUAUUUUGUGUUCACAGAAGAAAGAAAGUCAUACAGGUUUGGAACAAAAAUGAAAAUUCUGCCAUCUAGUCAGCCUAAUAUCAUUCCAACCCUGUAUGAAUUUCUUUCUUUGCUGAACACAAAUGAGCAUAGUUUGAAGAAUGUGGGUAACCAAACAGUUGAUAGUAGCCAAGAAUGGAAAAAAUAAAUACUAUGGAAGUCAAUGGCUACCAACAAUGUUGCUACAUUCAGCUACAUGAUAUUUUCAUGUAUGAAUCACAUAUAUGAAACAGAUCAUAAAGACCUGUUUUGUUAUGAAAUUAAAUAAACAUAAUUAAAUCUUCAA